UGACUGACAACGGUUAGUUAGUGGUUGAGGCAGUCCAUAGUGAAGGCAACUCACUCUCGACGUUUGCAGCAAGCGCUCUGUGUGCGAAUAGAACUAUUUUAGAACACUUUCUGUAUCUAAAGAAGCUUCCAGAGCGACAACCAAUCACAAGCUGCUGGCAUUAUUCAGUGUACAGUUGCAGACAGGCACCGGGUGAAACACGUGGCAUUUUAUAUUCGCUUGGAAUCAAAUGCGUUUCUGCUCGUCCGUUACGCAGAGAGCAUCGUCUAGCAAGCUGUCGUCGCUCCCCCACUCUUGAGGCACAUUUAUUUAUAGUGCCAACGGGCGCUUGCCGAAACCUACAUCAGUUAAGAAGGACUAAACGGGAUUUGGACAGAAAAGCUUUCAACAUAUCCUAACUGUUUCGGGAAAAUGAAGGCUACUGCAACGAUUGCGCUUUGCGCACUGCUGCUGUUGGGUUACUGUUCCCAUACAAGAGGUGACCACGAGACAGAACCCAGCGAGCCCAAGACAGACGCCAGUACCCCACCUGUGCCUGUGCCCCCGGUUGGUGCCCCCGGCCCCAGCGAGCCCAAGACAGACGCCAGCGACCCCAAGACAGACGCCAGCGACCCCAAGACAGACGCCGUCGAGCCCAAGACGGACGCCGUUGAGCCCAAGACGGACGCCGUUGAGCCCAAGACGGACGCCGUCGAGCCCAAGACGGACGCCGCCGAGCCCAAGACGGACGCCGUCGAGCCCAAGACGGACGCCGUCGAGCCCAAGACGGGCGACGUCGAGCCCAAGACAGACGCCAGCGACAGCAAGACAAACGCCAGUACCCCACCUGUGCCUUUGCCCCCGGCUGAUGAUACCCCAGCUGUCACCGAAGCUGCCGCUGGGGACAACAAGAACAACAAACCAGGAAGUGGAAACGAGGGCAACACAAACGCCACAGGGGCUGAUGCCACAACCACUCUUCCCUUGAAACCGUCCCCCUCUGAGCAGCCUGCUCCCCAAGUUGUUGCCACCUCCGCCGCACACCCUCACCACAGCCCUUCCACAACCCCAGCCCCAAUCCCGACCUCUAAGGCAAAUGAGACACCCAAGGCCACCGACACCACCAAGGCCAUCGAGAUCCCCAGUGUCAACGCCAAUGAUACCAACAAGGCAGACAACCUCACCGUUGACAACACACCCUCCACCACACAUGCUGCCACUCCUGCACCACCUACUAAUACUAAUACUACUACUGGUGCUGAAGCUGGUGCCCGGCCUAGCGUCACAACUAGCGCUGCAUCUACGGAGCAGGAGAAAGGCACCAUCAAGCCCACCACCUCCUCCGCCCCCAUCGAAGCUUCUGCCGCCAAUCACCCCUCCCCCACCACUGUAGGUUCUCCGACCAAUGCCACCGAAGGUCCUAAGAAACACACCCCAUUGCCCACCACCAUCACUUCUACAACCCAUCCCCCCACCCCCUCCCCGACCUCCAAAGGUUCCGCAGCCCAUGCCACCUCCCACACCACCAGAAGUUCUACCACCCAUGCUACCGAAGGUCCUACCGCCCAUGCCACCGAAGGUUCUACGCCCCGUGCCACCGAAGGUCCUACGCCCCGUGCACAUGCCACCUCCACCACCACCACCAGAAGUUCCACUGCCUCCAGCACCAGCAGCACCAGCAGCAGCACCUCUGCCAGUGGUCCAGCCAAAGUACUUGGAGACGGGGGUGCCGCGGUGUCUGACCCCCUAUUGGCUGGCCUAGUGUCCGUCUUCGUGAUCGCGGCGGCCAUCGUCUCCUUAUUGGUCUUCCUGAAGUUCCGCCAUCGGAAUGCGCGCCCAGAGUUCCGCAGGCUGCAGGACCUCCCAAUGGAUGACAUGAUGGAGGACACGCCUUUAUACAGCUAUUGACCACACCCCCUCUCCCACCCAGACUGAAAUGCAGGCUCUCCAUUGGCCUGGAGCUGUUUCCAUUUUACACAGCAUCCCCUGCUUUAAGACGAAGAAGAAAAAAGAAAAAAAAGAAAGCACCUUUUGAGCCUUCUCCCUACCCCCCGCCAUCGCCGCCCCCUAGAAUUCUACUUUGAUAUGUGUGUUUUGGCCUCCAGCCUGCAGGGGGCCCUAUGUGUAGGGCGGGAAGGUAGUUACUGCUUGUGCCUGUGCUGAAAAGAGACAGGCGUUCCUGAAACGUGGGUGAGUGAGUGAGCGCCACACAUGCCACAGGCUUGGACUGGGAUAUGGAUUGGCAUGGAACAGUGCCCACAUGCUGCCCAUGUAGCUGAUUUCCUUGACGUUCAGUCAGCUAGUUAUCGCCCUCUAGUGUCUGGAGUCCGGCUGUGCCACCCCCUGCCACAUCAGCUGUGCCACCCCCACACCAACUGCCUGCUCCUCCCCAGUAGCUUUCUUCAGUUCCUAGCAGACUUGUUGCUGUAUUAAUUGGCUGCUACUGGAGAAGUAACAGUAUUUUUUGUUGUUGCUGGCUUAAGGUUUUUUUUUGUUUUGAAUUUUUUUCUGGAAGUUCUGUUGUUUGUUUCUAUUCCAGAGACUGUCAUGCUGAAGACUGAAGAGAGAGACACCAUAAUGUGUUUCGCACCGAAACAUCUUCAUCACAAAGAACGAAUGUCGUGGUGGAAUACCAAGAGACCAAAGUAUGCUAUGCUACGGCUACGCUACGCGAGCCAAAGUGAUGACAGAUGGCAGGUUGGCGCAGGGCAGAUCGUGUCCAGCUACCCACAGUGUUGCCAAAUAGUCUGUGUUUAUUUUAAAUUACGCAACCUACGAUCCCCCCCCCUCCUCCCCUCCCUAUCGUGAGAAAGAAUCAAGUCAUCCUGGGUUGAUUCGAUUUUUAUUUUUUUAUUGGCGCCAAGUUGAUUGUCAUUUGUCCCCCUCCAAGUGCAGGUGUAAACUGUAAAAAUAUCACAACCUCUUGAAUCAAGACAAAAAAGUAAACAUUGCCAUAUUGUUACCAAAACAGAAAAAAACAAAGGAGCUUUGUGCCUUUUCACAUUGAUUUCUUUGACGCACGCAAAACUGCCUGUAGCGGAACCUGUAGCUACAGGUAUAGAAAACAAGAUGGACGCCUUAGUUUUGAGGAAGCUACAGUGCCUAUAAAAAAAGCUUGGUUCAAAUGCCAGGUUUGGGGUCAUUUUGAGUUCAAUUGCAUUGUAAUUAAUAGUUUAGAUUGAAGGUGGACAAAGUUGUUACGUUUUUUUGGGGGGUCAUUUUUUUAUAUCACCAAAACCUGGCAUUUGAACAGGGGUCUGUGCACUUUUUUUGAGCACUGUAUGUGGUGCGGGUGCAGCUAAAAUGGCGGCACGUGUGAUCAUACAUGCUCUUUGGCAUUGUAGUAGCUGCUGCUCCUGGCAUAGCGGGUAGCUGUAGUGAAUUGCACAAUGUUGGUCGUAUGCCAAAUACCUAGUGAAUUACUUUGUCUAUGACAAGGAUAUUU
Engraulis encrasicolus (European anchovy) is the source of this 3424-nucleotide messenger RNA. Its product is annotated as mucin-2-like. The transcript is spliced from 5 exons. The record is from RefSeq and is a predicted model, not a curated record. Lineage: Eukaryota; Metazoa; Chordata; Actinopteri; Clupeiformes; Engraulidae. The coding region runs from base 412 to 1887 and encodes 491 amino acids.